AAAAUGGUACCAGUCAGGCCAGAGCUUUGGGAUCCCAGAGUCACUGCUACAGGAUGGAGGAACCUACUCCCGAGCCCGUCUAUGUGGAUGUGGACAAGGGGCUGACCUUGGCUUGCUUCGUUUUCCUCUGCCUCUUCCUCAUAGUCAUGAUCAUUCGCUGUGCCAAAGUCAUCAUGGACCCUUAUAGUGCCAUCCCCACGUCUACCUGGGAGGAGCAGCACCUGGAUGACUGAGGCACAGGACAGGUCUCAGUGUCCUGGACACACCUCUGCACACCCUGGCCAACAUCCUGAAAACACUUGGAGACUGGGAGUGGUUAUGACCACCCAAAGAUGGAGAAGGCUCACCUUCACCUUCACAUGACCACCAGAGGGAAAUGCGAGCAUGCUGGAGCCAAGGCAGUCUGGGGAAGCCUGGGGAGAGGAAUGCUAAGUCAUGACUCAGGAGAGUGGAGGCCAUCCUGGAACUCCACUGGGAGACAUAGAGCAGAGUGAUAGUCCCCUGCCCAGGCUCCUGGGCACCUUUGAAAACUGAACCAAAACCAGACACUCUCUCCUGCAAACAGUGGUCAAGAGUAGACUGACCUUCAACUAUACGGCAUUGAGAGGUUGCUGAGAACCCAGUUACCCUCUACAGACUAGCAGUGACAGGGCAGGAAGGAUGGAGAGACUUCAGGAGCUUCUUCUGCAAAUUCUCACAAGGCACAUAGCUACUUCCAAACUUUUUUUUUUUUUUUUUUUUUUUUUAACUAAGAUACAGAGGGAAUAUAUUUUUCCUGUUAAAAAUGAGAUGUGCAUUUUAGACGCUUGGGAAAAUAUAGGUACAUAGAAGGAAAAGGGGGGUGAAUAGCACUUAAAAUCUAACCUCCCAGAAGCCAUCAUUUUGAUAUAUUUCUUCAAGUCUUUUUUACAGGAAUUUUUUUUAGUAAUUCACACCAUAUGCAUGAUGCUGCAUUGAUUCGUAUGAAAGCUUAAAUAUCUUCUGCCUCACAAGAGACCAUGUCUGUUUUUAGUGACUGAGAGUAUACUGGCUAGGCCAUGGCUGAAUAUAGUGCUUUCUUUAAUUUAUUAAACUUUCUACAAUGUACUCAUACAAAACACUUCACCCAGUAACCUUCAGAAGCUCUGCAUCCCAGGAGCUCCAGGCAAGAUCUGGGUUCUAGUCCUGCUUCAUUUAUUCAAAGGCUGUAAAAAAUCACCCCACCUCUUGGUGCCUCCAUUUCCUCAUUGUAAGAUAGGAAGAAGUAAGUCUGUCUGUCUCUGUCUGUCUGUCUGUCUGUCUGUCUGUCUGUCUGUCUUAUCUGUCUGUGAGGGCACAAGUGGGAGCUGAGACUAGGUUAUCUCUUCUGUUGUCUUUCCUUCAUCCUCUUCUCUCACACACCAUUACCUUCAUCUAUGACCUUGCUGCAAUGAUUCUAGGUCAUAGCCCACAACUCUCCCCACCAUACUUAACUCCUGUAUCUUUAUUAUAUGACCCCUAAAUAAAUGGGCACCU
Molecule: messenger RNA, 1494 nt
Organism: Arvicanthis niloticus (Nile rat)
Lineage: Eukaryota; Metazoa; Chordata; Mammalia; Rodentia; Muridae
Source: RefSeq, a predicted model, not a curated record